This is a messenger RNA of Dovyalis caffra, 2373 nucleotides long. NCBI's taxonomy places the organism in Eukaryota, Viridiplantae, Streptophyta, Magnoliopsida, Malpighiales, Salicaceae. The record is from the annotation of a GenBank genome assembly.
AUGUUUGAAGAAGAUGCAGUAGGAAAAAUACGCAUGAUAUUGAAAACUGUAUGCGAUCUUCAUAAGUUGCCACUUGCUCUUACAUGGGCUACCCACCGCGAUCAUGAUCAUUUGCACGUUGUGGAUGCUGCUAACUAUGUCAAAGAUUCGUCGAUGCAAGGAUAUGUCUCUGCAUGUGGAGGAAAUCGUCUCAUGAAAGGUCAAAAUGUUGCUGGCAAAGCAGUUAACUUGAUGGGUCAUCACUCAGUCCCCGAUGUUUCUGUGCUUGAUUUAGAUGAUUAUCCAUUUGUUGAUGAUGCGAGAAAUUUUGGUCUUCGAGCUGCUAUGGCAAUCAGGCUAAAGCGCAAUCGUAGUGGUAAAAUUGAAUAUGUGUCAGAAAUUUUUCUCCCCACAAACUUGGAAGAUAAGGUGGAACAGAAUAAUUUGAUUGUUGAAAUCUUGUUGAGUUUGCGUAAGAACUGCGAGAUUUCAGGGACCAUGGAGUUGCAGAUAGAAUCACUUCCUCGUAAACAGGCGGAUCUAAUGCUCAAUGUAUCUGAGGAAGUUGAAGCAUCAAACUUUCCAUCAGAGGCUGUUUCUGAGAGCUCUUUGGCUUUUUCAAAUGUUGGUUUAAGUUUAAAAGAAAAGAUCCCAAGCAACAGUUUGGAAACAAAUGAGCCUCAUGAACAGGCAACAGCGAUGGAAUGUGAAUUAUCUACACCGGAGAAGCAGAGUGACCAAACACAAGAGGUUUUGGUGCUUCUGAGAGCCAUUAAGCAGAAUUCUUCAUAUGGUGGUUUAAAUUCAAACAAACAGAUCACAGGGAAAACAGAUGAGCCUAAUGAACUGUGUGUUUCUUCAGUAUGGUCUAUGGCUGUACCUAACUAUACUCAAAUGACUCUUGAUUGCUGUUGGAAAAAUGUUAAGAGAGUUAGGAUGGCUUCUAUGACAUUUGUUCUCAGACAUAAUUCUACCAAUUAUGGCAGAUUGGAAGUCAGAGAACAAAAUGCUGGAGGUGAACAUGGUGUUGAUGUCAAUAAGCAGGUGGCAGAAAUGCACGGUAGGCACCAUAUAAUGAGCAUUAAUAAACGAAAAAGGAGUGGUACUCAGCAGACAAAGUGUACUCCUAAAUCAAGAAAAACUACAUCUGUAGUUUGGAAGUUUUUCAGUAAGGUUAAAGAAAAUGGAGUGGUAUGGGCCAAAUGUCCAAAAUGCAGCAAAAUGCUCCGUGGAAAUAGCAAGAACGGAACUUCAAACCUACUCAAACACAGAUGUUUUAGAGAUUGGGAGAAAGAUGCAAAACAACAACCAGUUUCUAAUGUUAAGUCUUCAACGACAAAAGGGGCCAAUGCUCCUCCACAAACAAAGAGGAGAAUGCUGGUAACAAAGUCUUACUAUGCCCUUAAUGACUUUACUAUUAUGUAUGUUCUUGGUGAUGAAGCAGCAAUUGCUAUUGCUAUGGUUGAGGUACAAGAUCCAAUUAAUCCAGACAUUGUUCAAGCAGCAGCUUCUAGUCUAGUUCAUGAUGAUCAGGUACACGAAUUAAUAGUACAAGAAGAAUUUACUACAAAAGAAACACUUGGAAGUGAUCUCAAGGAUCAGAAGCAUCAUCUCUUAUCUAGCCAUAUUAAUAUUACUGAGCUACCACCAACUGAAACUCAAAGUCCUGGCCAACAAGCCAAUAAUAUGACCAUUGAUAGUACUGGAGGUGUACAUCAAAGUUCUGGCCAACAAGCCAAUAAUAUGGCCAUUGAUGGUACUGGCGGUGUACCUCAAGCUGGAUGCAUUCAGAUAGGGCUUACUGCAGAAGGUAGUGUUACAAGCACAACUUCUAUUCCAACCACCAAUGGUUUUCCUGCUAUUUCUGCUGCAUCUGGACUAAAGAGUUUUUUGUCUCAAUACCCCCGAAUGUCGCACUCUUCUACUGAAAUUGAUAGGUUGUGCUCCCUUUCAGAUGCUGAAAUAAAUGCUGCCAGUAAUGAAUGGGAGAAACCUCUAAUGGGAGAGCUUUUUGCAAGAGUUCAUAGGCUCAAGGAGGCAAUUGCUACUUGCCCUUCUAGUUCACAACUAGAAUCAUCGCCUCUGCAAAGAUGCGAGAAUUUGGUCUCAACAAUCUCCCAAUCUAUUAUAUCAUGCUCUAACUUAGAAGCAGAAAUUACCUCAUUGAAGGAUCAAGAAGCUCAACUGGAAGAGAAACGGAAGGCCAUUAUUGAACAGAGAGAACGCAAAGAAUCAGAACUUUCUCAAUUAAAAAAAGACAAGGCUGAUCAUGCACUGCAAAGUAGUCAAGCCACUGUUAAUAGACUUAAGAUUAAAAAUAUAGUAGAUGGAAUAUCCGAUUUGUUUGUCGAAUGGUCGGCAGCUAGAUUAGCACAUUCUUCAUCAUCGAAAUAA